CACCUGCUGGGCGCGCGCCUCGACCCCCGCGUGGCCGCGCUCCUGGGCCCGCCCGGCCGCAGCUACUCGCUGUGCGUGCCCGAGGCGCCGGGCGGCGGCUGCGCGGCCCGGGUGCGGGCGGCCCGGCUGCACCAGCGCCUGCUGCACCAGCUGCGCCGCGACCCCCUGCGGCGGUGCCAGCUGCGCCGGCUGCUGUGCUACGGCCCCGGCGGCGGCGCGGGCGGCGUGCAGCGCGGCUUCCUGCUCCGCGACCCCGGCGACAGCCCCGACACCCGGCGCGCGCUCUUCUCGCUGCUCGGCGACGCCCCGGGGGGCCCGCGCCUGGGCGAGUUCGUGGGCGACGCGCACCAGCAGGUGUGGCAGAGCCUGUGGGAGCUGCGGGACGGGGCGGAGUGGCGGCAGGUGGGCCCCCGCGAGCGCGUCCUGGCCGCCCCGGAGCCCGCCCUGCACCCGGUGGUGCCUGACCUGCCCAGCUCCGGGGUCUUCCCGCACCGGGAGGCCGCCCGCGCCGUUCUGGAGGCGUGUAUACCCUUCAUUCCUGAGGCCCAAGCAGUGCUCGACCUGGUUGACCAGUUGCCGGAACAAGUCCACAAAGGGAAGUUCCCGGUCAUUGCUUUUGAAGGACUGGAUGCCACAGGUAAAACCACUGUGACCCAGUCAGUUUCAGACACACUCGGGGCUGUCCUCUUAAAGUCGCCACCUGCUUGCAUCAGCCAGUGGAGGAAAAUCUUUGAUGAUGAGCCAACUAUCAUUAGGAGAGCUUUUUAUUCUUUGGGCAAUUAUAUUGUGGCUUCUGAAAUAGCCAAAGAAUCUACAAAAUCUCCUGUGAUUAUAGACAGGUACUGGCACAGCACGGCCACCUACGCCAUUGCCACCGAGGUGACCGGGGGGCUCCAGUACCUGCCCCCGGUCCAUCACCCUAUAUACCAGUGGCCCAGGGACCUGCUCAGACCCGACCUGGUCCUGCUGCUCACAGUGAGCCCCAAGAAGAGGAUGCAGAGAAUUGAGGGCCGGGGCGUGGAGCGGACCAGAGAGGAAGCUGAACUGGAGGCCGACGGCACGUUUCGUCAAAAGGUAGAAGUGUCCUAUCAGCGGAUGGAGAACCCCGCCUGCCACGUGGUCGAUGCUAGUCCCUCGAGAGAGAAAGUCCUCCAGACGGUUUUAGGCAUAAUCCAAAAUAAUUUUAGCUAAUUGUAAUUACUCCAAAAUGUAAUUCUGCAUUUUGGCAGAUUGGAUGUUGUUUGAUACAUCUAGGCCCACGGCGGGGUACAUGGUGUUCCCAGAUUUCUGUUGCAUAACCAUGGCAUGUGCUAGAAAGCCGAAGACCAGACCAUUUCGAUUUUACCUACACCGUUAUACUCCCUUCUGACCAAAGGACGCAUCAAGGUUGAGACCGUCAACGUUCCAGCCAGAGAUCAGUGAUUGCUUUCUUCAAGUGUAACAAACGUUUUCCUGGAACGCGUUUUCAGCUACGUUCCUACCAAAUCCUUCCAAGUUUUGUCUUAUCCACAAAGCAUGAGGUAUACAGAAAUAACCAGGAAGAUCUUCCAAAUCGGCGGAAGCCCCUCCGGCCCCUCCCAUACCUCCUCCUGGGUCACUGAUAAGACCCUGAUGUGACAUAGUUACCUCCUUCCCUAUAUGGCCUCACUCCAUCAUUGGGGGGCUCAGCCCUGAUCCUAGAGCUAAAUGCUCCUGAAGAAAGGGUCCACGUGUCCUGGCUGUCUGAGGACAACGCCCACAGGGUCGCCUUGUGGGUAGGCGACAUUUACAGAGAAGACAUCUGAUUUGUGUCUCACAACCCCUGAGACGAUCCCCUCGUGGUCAGAGUCAAAUAUAGAGACUGCCAACCCAGAUGCUCUCAAUACAAAUAUACCAACCCACUUUGGAUUAUGUUCUGUUUAUUUAUGUUCCUUUCCUUUCCUCUGAAAACACGGGUUUGGAUAUAAUGAGUGUUUUGGACUAAACUAGAUGCAUUAAAACUUAGCCAAUGCAGCGAUAUAUUUAUGUUGAUAUUUACAUCAUGUUUCUGCUCGGUGGAGGGGCUAUGCUUUACUAAUUAAAAUCAAAGCCAAGAAGCUAAAGGCAGUGCUUGUUGUGUACUUUCAUUACACAGAUUUAAUUUAUCUUGCUAAAUAAGCACAGUGGAUCCUGGAAUGGGGUUUCUUAGUAAAUUAUCUUGCACUUGAAUGUCUUAUGAUUACAUAUGAAAUCAGCUUUGAGAUCUGUUUGCUUAGGAAAAAGAAAUGGCUGAGGAAAGAGGAAAUUUAAUAGCUAUGUGGCCUUGGGUGGGUCGCUGAACAUCAAUAGCCCAUGUAACUUGAUCUGAAAAGUGAUAAUCAUCCUUUAUUUGUAUUAAGGAGUUGGCUGAACCAGGUGAUUACCUAAAAUCCCUCUGGUUCUAAGAUAGAUGAAGCUUGCAACUUGUUUUGGGGGGAAUGUCUUCUUGCCAAGACAUUUAAGUCUUAGACAAGGCCUUAUCCGGUUAUGUGGGGACUUGAAUUAUAAUAAAUUUCAUAUUAAUAACUGUAUCAUACUGUCUUUCAAAAGAAUUCCAGGUAAUUUUUAUAUAAUAUAUUUGCAUAUAUAACUAUGUAAUUGGUUUCUGUUGAAAAUAUUUUUUAAAGCUAAUAAAUAGCAUUAGGUUUCUGUAAGACGUGAUAUCUGUGUCCUUGGUAUUAUUUAGUCUGAACAUUUUGAAAAGCUUGUGUUGGCAGUCUAGAAAAACAAACAUUUAAUGCCUGCCUUCUGUACCUCGCAAAUGAGUAAAGUUGUUGGGAUUGUCCAGUUUAUGGUGGUGUCCCCCAUAUAUGUUGGUUUUUCUGAGGCGUCCCUCCAGUGUGGCUUCCUGGAAUUUUUGGUCAGCAAAGUGGGGAGGUGUGAACUCGUGGGCCAAGUGGGAUCUCUGGUCAAAGUGAUUUCAGAGGAAGGGGGGUGUGUUCACUUUCUUGUAAACACUGUUUCAGGAAAGUAGAAUCUUUUCUUCAUUGCAGAUAUUAAGAAGAAGAAAUCGUUCUUUGUACACUUGGGUUCUUUCACGCACCGAUAGGUGUGUGAUUUAUGAGCAUGAGACAAGACGGCAUCUCCUACCCAGAAACUUGAUGACAAGGGAUCAUUCGCUUGGCUCGAUUUCGUGACAAGUUGGGUUUCGCUUCUGGUCUUGUGAUAGACCUUUGGUUGUCCCAAGUAUUUAUUCUCCCUUUCUUCCCCAGUAAUAGAAUUUUUGACUUGACACAUGGCUGCCAAGAAUUAUGAGUACAUUCCCAAGGCUUCCUUGCAGCUAGAGUGGCCAACUGGGCACGUAUAGGUCUUCCAGGAACCUGUGAGCAGAGGGGCGUAUGGAGCGUCGCUUCCUCUGCUGACCCUUCACGCUGUCUGGUAUUCGGCGGUGACAGUGAGCCUUCCUGGGACCGAGGGACAAGGGUGACACUGUGGAGGUGCAGAGGCAACAACAGGAGGCUUGAACGGAGGCUGCCUUCAUUCCUGAAAACAGAUGUGGACGAGGGAUGAAUGUGUAAAGGGCAUAAAGGGCAUCUACUUAGGGAAGGGCCGUCAGGCAGACCCAGGGCACUAUGGUAUCUCAGAUUCCUCCUUGUCCACAGCCUGCCUCUCUCAGUGGCACGUCCUGAACUCUUUUUUGUUUUCCAGAGUGUUUUGUUUUUAUUUUUAUUUUUUUUGCUGCCCCCUCUCUCUGUGACCUCUCUGUCUUCUAGGAGCAAUGUGUAGCAUAUUUUUCUUUUAAAGAUUUUAUUUUUCUGGGGGCACCUGGGUGGCUCAGUCGGUUGAACAACCCACUUCGGCUCAGGUCAUGAUCUCACGGUUCGUGGGUUCGAGCCCCGCGUCGGGCUCUGUGCUGACAGCUCGGAGCCUGGAGCCUGCUUCGGAUUCUGUGUCUCCCUCUCUCUCUGCCCCUCCCCUGCUCAUGGUCUGUCUCUCUC
Molecule: messenger RNA, 3935 nt
Organism: Panthera uncia (snow leopard)
Lineage: Eukaryota; Metazoa; Chordata; Mammalia; Carnivora; Felidae
Gene: CMPK2
Product: cytidine/uridine monophosphate kinase 2
Exons: 5
Biological process (GO): dTTP biosynthetic process; dUDP biosynthetic process; dTDP biosynthetic process
Cellular component (GO): cytoplasm; mitochondrion
Molecular function (GO): dTMP kinase activity
Source: RefSeq, a predicted model, not a curated record